UAGCAACGACUGCCUCACACCCCGCCCAAACACACUGAAAGCACACCCCAUCAAGGCAUACGCAGCAACUCCGUAGUGCAGCUCGUCUUUUCUGCGUCGUUUGCCUUGUGCCUUUAAACGCCAGUCGAAAAAUCGUUCGGCCGCUAGACACGCGUGUUUUGUCGGCUAUUAGCCACGCUUUCUCUCGAUCCUCGGAGUUAAACCGUCGCCUAAGUAAUCCAGUCGUAUUGAUUCUAAGCCGCGCGCUACCUUCGCGUAAUUACACGGCUGAUAUUCCUUGCGCGUGCACCCGAAACUAUUCACCGAUUUUUCCCUAGACGCGACCGUUCUUGCCGGCUCUACGCCAAUGCGGCGCGCUCCUCUACGCUUCGUUCCUUCUUCCUCGGUUUCUCUGAAUGUCUCUUCUGCGUCUAUCAGUGAACCGCGCGAUUCAUUCAAAUCCUUGAGAGGUAUCACUCUGACCGGCUGUAAUUUCCGAUCGAUUAAUCAAGAGGAAACUUUGGCAACGCGGUGUCGCCUGUUGCAUGCGAGUAACACAGUGUGUACAGGACGUGCAGUAACGUAAUCGCCUUGAUUUGUAAACAACAUGAGAUGCCGGCUCAGUUCGUAAAGAGCGAUGCACCAAAACGGGCCAAGUUAACACAGCCAGAAAGCGUGGCGCACAAAGAACACACGUCACCAAGCAAGGAUAUCGAGGAGCGAUCGAGCACGAAAGACGAUUACGGGAAACACACGCGUCAUUCGCUGCUCAUUCAUGGACGACUCACGGCGUGGUGGCGUGGCUCGGCCAAACGAUUACAAAGAAUGGAAAAAAGAAAAAUAAACUGGACGUCAACUAUGACUCGAAGGUGCGAAAAAAAACGUGUAGAAUUGAAAGGAAAUUUGUCCACCGUCAGCGUGAUAUCGCUUCCCGAGAAUUAAAACCGCGAUCCGAAUGCCCGAGACGUGUAAAACAUGCAAGACGACGCGAGAAGGCAGCUGUUCCACGUGGAGAGUCGCCCACGGAUGCGUACGGCCCUGCGCCGAGAGCUAAACCCCCGACCGCAACGGGACUGCGCCUCGCCACAGUUACUCUUUUCUGUCACCGCCACCGCUGCCGCCGACGCCGCACUCGCCACUUUUACACAACGAAAAAAUGUUUCAUGUUUCUAGCGGAAAGCGAGGAUCGGACAGUUUCCUAAUCAUCUUUAUUCGCGUAUGAAAUUCUAAUCGAUCGCAGAACCAUGAGAAAAGAAAAUGAAAAAGAAGAUAACUGUAAAGAAGGGAUGUUUUUCGCGCGUGGAAUGGCGCAGCGGCCGCCACAUUUUUUCUCACUCCUCGUCGUUUCAAAGUCCCUCCCGUCGCGGGGGACUCAACACUCGCCGGUUGACAGUGUCACCCUAAAAAUCAAUAAGGGGUUCACCCUCGACCCUGCCCACCCUCUUCC
Molecule: messenger RNA, 1426 nt
Organism: Bombus impatiens (common eastern bumble bee)
Lineage: Eukaryota; Metazoa; Arthropoda; Insecta; Hymenoptera; Apidae
Exons: 2
Coding region: 592-921 (109 amino acids)
Source: RefSeq, a predicted model, not a curated record